Molecule: messenger RNA, 7509 nt
Organism: Lymnaea stagnalis (great pond snail)
Lineage: Eukaryota; Metazoa; Mollusca; Gastropoda; Lymnaeidae
Source: the annotation of a GenBank genome assembly
ACUGUGUUACCACUUCUACCAAAAGUUUCCUUAGAAACUAAAUAAAUAUGAUUCUUGUUAAUUAUGACUACAUGAUCCUAACUCAGUUUUUAAAUUUAAAGCUAAAAUCUCACUUUUAGAAUACUCAGUCAUUUCAGAAAUGGAAAGCCCACGUAACGGCAGUGUUUCCAGAAAUUCGACGGAAAGAAUGUCACUUCAAGAAUACCAAGACCAACAAAAUGACCAACACAUUCUAUGUGAAUAUGACAAGGAUUCUGACUCUAUUAUUUCUAAUUUAAAUCAAUUAAAUCAAAACUUGGUGGAGUCGUCCGUUUUAAUUGAAAGUAAUGUGCAAGAUUUAGAUGAGGUGGAAUUAUUGAUCCAUACUGAUCAAUUGAAAGGAGAAACCUUGAGAAAAUCAGGUAUGCCCAACUUCUUUAAGACUAAGAUGCUUAAAUUUAAGUUAGCGUUAGAAUUAAAGUUAGAUACAAAAAAUAUAUGUAAUUAUGGUAAAUUGAUAAUUAAUAUUAAUGUAAUCUAUAUAGAUAAGUCAUUUUUGAGUAUAAAAUCAUCAAAUGAUAUUAAUAAUAUUUUUUUAAAGAUACACCCGAGACAGUGCUUACAGAUCACAUUAACGAUCCGGAUAUAACAAUCCUGUGUGAAAGAUGUUCUCUUUAUCUAAACAUCCGUAACUUACCUUAUCACAGAUCAUAUCACAAUGCCUUGUCUACUUUGUUCUACAAGCACCCUCAGAAACCUUCUGAUGUUAAAUCUCUGUUUCAACGAAGAAACUUGGUCAUUAAAAAACUCACUUGUGAGGCAACAGCUGAAAAUCCACUCACUCUGCAAGUAGUACAGAGAAUAAAUGAAGCAUAUGAACUUUUAAAAAAUGAUUUAGAAGAUGAAUGCUCUGAAUUGUUUCAAAUUCCAGGCAAUAUAGAUAACAAUGUGGAGAGUGUUUCUCUUUACAGUAGCCCAGAGUGUAUUUAUGCUGUGGGAAUUAGCAGCAGUAAAAAUAAAGCCUGGAGAGCUGAAAUGGAGGAUGUAAAAGUUUACCAGGAUUACUUUGGAGAAAACAAACAUAAAUGCUACCUGGCAAUAUUUGAUGGAUACCAUGGCAGUAAUGCAGCCCAGAAAUCUGGCCAUGAGCUGCAUCACUUGUUGCUAUCCGAAAUGUGUAAGUUUGACUCUAGUAUCAAGUCUACCACACCACGAAACUUUGCUGAGUCAAUGCAGACGAGGGAAGAGUAUGAGUUUCAGAGACCAGAGACUAGAGGCAGUGUCAGGGUUGACUUACAUCAAAAAAGUACAGUUUUUGUUCAGGUACUUCUUGUAUAUCUACUAUAUCUACCAAGAUCUUACUUUCCUUGUCAGAUACUGCAUAACAGGGGGGGGGGGCCUCAAACUCAUUUGUGUGCCAUUGGAGUGGAAUUGUAAGUUGUUGUAGUUUUAUCUGUUUAGAUACUGGAAGUUAAUUCUUGCUAAACAACUGCACUAAAAUAUAAUUUGUGUAUAAAAAGUCUCAAGUUUCAGGAAAACGGUUGCACCUAACACAUCGAUUUACCCCAUGUUAUGUAUCUCAUGGAAACAUAAUUAUAUCUGGACAAUAUCUCAACUCAUUAUCAUGGAGCUUAAAAGAAACAACCACUAACUAACUAUAUACUUGACACAUCUGUGCCUGAUAAACAUACUUUGUCAAAAGGUUUCUUGGUCAAAUAUAUUAUUUCUCAGCACAAAGCUAGUUUGCAUGAUCUAUCUUAUAGGUCUAUCUCGUCAUACACCCCUGAUGGUGAUAUUUAUAAAACAUUAGUUAUUCUGUCACUCACCUUUCAUAAAAUCAGCUUCCAAAUGCAUGGCUGAACCCAAGCUUAAUCUCUCAUUAUCAAAAUAGAGAUGACAUACACAAUUAAAUGUUUACAGUGGUUAUGAUAUCUGGACACAAGGCUUUAUGUCAGCAGGUUUGAGUGGAAUUAGUAAGCCUGCAGUUUUAAAGUGUUCUUAAGCUGUGCUAUUUUAGUGGACUCAUCACACCGUGAUUUUGAUUUUAUUUUCUCAAUCAGGGUUAUAUGCAGAAUGAAUUAUUUGAUGGCAAAAUUUGAUCUGAUUCUAGGAAAUUUUAGAUUCCUGCUACAAGAAAUAUGAUGCGAUGAUGAACAAAAAUGAAGAUGCUCAGGAAAAGUCAAACAAGAAGAAAAAAAGUGGCCAUCCUUUUCUUGAGAACAUGAAAAAGGUAAUGAUCUGGAUGUUGUAAUUUAAAAACUGACAAACAUACAACUACUUUAAAUUUAUAGGUUUUUAAAACAUCUGGCAAUGAUUUGUUUUGUGUGUUUUUCUGUUUUUUUUUGCAUAAUAGAGGAAGAGAACAAUUUCAUGAUCUAAUUAUAAAAAAUAUGAUAUUAAAUCAUUUAGAGGGACAUGUGUGUACUUUCAGUCAUGAUGCUAUUAGUAUGUUGCAGCUUUAUGUAACGGUAGGUUCUCAUUGUCACUAAAGGAGUUCAUUUAUGGCUGAUUUCUACACUAGAAAAAUACUUUAUGUUUAUAUUGUUAUAAUUGUAAAAUGUCGUCUUUGUUAAAAAUAUGUAUUUAUUUAUGUGCUGAAAAUGAAUAUGUGCAAAGUAAUCAAAAGGCAUUUCCAUUUAUUUGGAUCAAUAAAGAAUCUUAUCUUUUUUUAUUUUUUUCACAUCUUAUCUGAUCUUGAAUAAGUACUAACAUUAUUUUCAAAAUAUUAAUAAAGUUUUAGCUGAGCACUAGAGAGUAUUUCAUUUUAAAGAUUUUUAUUCCAAGGCGUUCAAGAAAACUUACCUGUUGAUGGACAUACUCCUGGCCUAUGGCAAAGAUGAAAGGUCGAAGUUCAGGUGGAGUGGUACUUCAGCCUUGACGAUUGUCAUUCAGGACACGAUUGAUAAGUCAGAAAAGGUUCUCUUUGGGCAAGAAGACCCUCCACCACAUGGCAGGGACACAGAAGAAAACAUCAGAGAAAAUGAGCUUGGUGUAAUCUAUGUCGCCAACGCUGGUAAUUCUGUCUUCUCAUCAUCCAUUGGGAUGGACUGCAUUAUGUGUUAUUUAAAUAAAUGUUUUCACAAAUUAUUUUUUUUUAGUUCAAGUUAAAAACUUUUACUGAUAAUGUUAGAUUUUACACAUUUCUAAAAUAAAUUUCUACUACAACAUAAUUCUUUAAGAUUGCAUUUUUUUUUCUUUCUGAGAAAAAAUACUCUUAAAGAAACAUUUUCACAAGAUUCGCAGCUCUUUAAAAAAAAUUUUUUUGUAUCUAACUUAAAUUAUCUAACAUUUUUCUUUUUGACUUCCCAAUGUUUAAAUUAAAUUAUUACCAAUCUACUGUGGACAGAUUCUAUUUCAAGGCUUUUUCCCUCAGCCAGGCAGCUCUAGAGCUUUGCUUGUGAAAAACAACACAGCGCAUCGACUUUCUAGAGACCACACAAGCAACAGCAGGAAAGAAAGGGAAAGGAUUCACAAGUGUGGUAGGUUGGAAUAAGUACUUCAAAUAUUUGGAAUACAUUUAAAUUGAAUUGUGCUUGUCAUUGAAGGUGAAUCUUAAGUUCUGUGAUGUAGUUCUGUAGGAACAAUAUUGAAGUAAUUAUAGUGUAUGUAAUUAUAGCAGAUGAGUAGGAUCUGUUAGUUGAAGAGGAAUAAUGAAUUAAAAAUUGAUAUAUAAUCUAUGUCUAGUGCUUAUGCAUUACAUGAAUUUCUACAAUUUCUAGAUUUAAAUGGUCCCAUAUAUGUCUAGAUUUAAAUGGUCCCAUAUAUGUCUAGAUUUAAAUGGUCCCAUGUAUGUCUAGAUUUAAAUGGUCCCAUAUAUGUCUAGAUUUAAAUGGUCCCAUGUAUGUCUAGAUUUAAAUGGUCCCAUGUAUGUCUAGAUUUAAAAGGUGUAAAAAUAGUUUAACAAGAUUUACUUUGCGGUUCAUUGUUAUGUAAACACAAACUUGUUUUUUUAUCCAAGGGGGAAACUUCAGUGUCAGUGAAAAACAGUCCUGUGUCAAUGGCAUCUCUUUUGUUACACGAGGACUUGGUAACCACGGUGACACUUCCCUGAAGGAAUGCAUCAUUUCUGAACCGCACGUAACAACGGUGGCCAUUGAUCAAGAGGCCCAGUUUCUGGUUGCGGCAUCAUGGGGCGUCUGGGAGGUGUUCUCUGAUGAGGAGGUGGUUGCUCUGUUAACCAAGGUACUCCACAAAAAGUUACCUUUGAUGACCUUGGUUGUUUUGCUCAGAGGUUGGCACUAUGUUUUUGAGGGUGCACCUCUACUCUCAUUACAGCAUUUAUUGUAUUUUGUACAGCAAAUCUCAUUCUAUGGGAGAUUAUAUAGUGUAUUUUGUUUGACUAUAGAAUCCCAGGCACAGAAACAUUGCAAAUCCCUCUACAUGCAUGGGAGCCAAAAUGAUCAAUAGAUUGUUCGUGGGCCCUUAAUAUAUAGAAGUAGAAGAAAAACUAAUAAAAUGCUGGUUACAUUAUUAAAUUGUGAAAAAUCAUUAACUCUUUUUGAUGAUUUGAGCUAAAAAAAAUGUAUGGCAUCUUUCCGUCUGUGGGAGACGAUAGAUUAUCUUUAUUGCUUGCAGCUCUUGGUGUGGCUGGUGAGACCAAUCCUCGAAUGGCAGUUUCUGUUACAUUUCCCACACACGAAUGCAGUGGAGCAGUAUUUACCGGCCUUCCUCCUCGCUCUUUUUGCAGCUGUUUCCGCCCUGUUUUGAUCCUCGGCAUGUAGUGAUCCUGCCUUCACGAUGCCCCGCCAUGAGGAUUGAUCCUGUGGGUUACUUCUUGUGAUAAUGUAUUGGGGGACUCAAUGUAUGGCUUAAAUACAGCAUACCUUAAAAUAUUCAGCUGCUAUGCAAAUACGAAAGCAUAUUUUGAGUUGACCAUCAGGAUGUUAAUGCAGUUUUUAUAUCAUGUUCAGAACCCCAAAGCCUUGAGUCAGUAUGUGGGAUCCAUAAUGUUUGUCCUUAUCAUACAGUGUUUCCUCCCUACUGUAUUGACGGCACAAGCCUUGGUCUCUGUAUAUGUAUUUCUGUGGGUUUGUCCUUAUCAUACAGUGUUUCCUCCCUACUGUAUUGACUGCACAAGCCUUGGUCUCUGUACAUGUUUGUCCUUAUCAUACAGUGUUUCCUCCCUACUGUAUUGACUGCACAAGCCUUGGUCUCUGUAGAUGUUUGUCCUUAUCAUACAGUGUUUCCUCCCUACUGUAUUGACUGCACAAGCCUUGGUCUCUGUAGAUGUUUGUCCUUAUCAUACAGUGUUUCCUCCCUACUGUAUUGACGGCACAAGCCUUGGUCUCUGUAGAUGUUUGUCCUUAUCAUACAGUGUUUCCUCCCUACUGUAUUGACUGCACAAGCCUUGGUCUCUGUAGAUGUUUGUCCUUAUCAUACAGUGUUUCCUCCCUACUGUAUUGACUGCACAAGCCUUGGUCUCUGUAGAUGUUUGUCCUUAUCAUACAGUGUUUCCUCCCUACUGUAUUGACUGCACAAGCCUUGGUCUCUGUACAUGUUUGUCCUUAUCAUACAGUGUUUCCUCCCUACUGUAUUGACUGCACAAGCCUUGGUCUCUGUAUAUGUAUUUCUGUGGUAUGCUUUUCCUCAGUUGUUGCCAGGGCAACAUGUGCCGCCACCCAGUAGGCUGAGUGAAUCUCUUGGUGUCCUUCUCCGCCCCAUGAACGAUGGCCGUCAAGGUAAAGCUGACCAUUCAACCCCGCCCGCUGGUCAGGUGGACCUGGAAAUAAAAAGUGGGGUCAGACUGGGAAGAAAUGUGCCCGACUUGUCAGGUCAGUAGAACUGUUGGGUCAGCUGAUACUGGUUUACUAAGGACUGUUGGAGUCAUCACGUUUUUCCACUAGAAGGUGAAAGUCUCAGCUGUCCUUGACCUAAUUUACUCUAUAUUUAACCCAUCAUCUUUGAUUUGACCACAUACUCAGAGAUUUAGUUUAUUCUGUGGGACCAAGUUUUUUUUUCAGUCCCUGUUUGUGUGCUGGCCUUAUGUGUGUGUGCUGGCCCUAUACUUGUGUGCUAGCCCUAUACUUGUAUGAUGGCCCUAUACUUGUAUGAUGGCCCUAUACUUGUGUGCUGGCCCUAUGUUUGUGUGCUGGCCCUAUGUUUGUGUGCUGGCCCUAUGCUUGUGUGCUGGCUCUAUGUUUGUGUGCUGGUCCUAUACUUGUAUGCUAACCCUAUGUUUGUGUGCUGGCCCUAUGAAUGUGUGCUGGUCCUAUACUUGUGUGCGGGUCCUAUACUUGUAUGCUAGCCCUAUGUUUGUGUGCUGGCCCUAUGAUUGUGUGCUGGUCCUAUACUUGUGUGCUGGCCCUAUGAUUGUGUGCUGGCCCUAUGAUUGUGUGCUGGCUCUAUGUUUGUGUGCUGGUCCUAUACUUGUGUGCUGGCCCUACAAUUGUGUGCUGGCCCUAUGCUUGUGUGAUGGCCGUAUGAUUGUUUAGCCUUUUGUUUGCGCUGAGAGGUGUUCAUGCUUCCAGGUAACACUGUAAUAAUUGGAAUUUAUCUAGAACUAUUUAUCUUGUAAAACUUAAACCAAAAUAACAAACAUCUUCAAAAAUUGAUUUUAGGAAGCCGUUUUGAUGACAUGCGUGAGCUUGAGGAUGGUGGUCAUCUGAAGGGGUGCGAUCAUACUGAGGAGAUGUUUGGUCAACUCGGGGACAGUGGUCAGCCUGGGGAUGAAAGUCUUUGUCAGGAUAGAUGUCCUUCUGAGGACAGUGCUCUGGGUGCCCUACCAUUUGAAGACGCAGCAGAGGAUCAUGUCGAUGUGGUUGAUGGUGUGGAAACAACAGAGCAGAGCAGGAGGCUUGCCCUCGCCAAGUCAAUGGCUGAGCACCUGACACAAGCCUGCCUACUGGCUGGUUCCCGUAGUAACGUAACAGUCAUGGUGGUCCUGCUGCCAGGUUGUGGUCCUGUGUGAUCAGCCUGAUGUUUACGAUGUGAGGGUUGGGACAGAGGGGUCGGUCCGUAAGUUGUGGAGUUGCUGUGUUAUUAUUUGUUUAACUGGAGCAAUUUGCAUUGUUUUAUUAUUUGUUUAACUUGAACAAUUUGCAUUGUUUUAUUAUUUGUUUAACUGGAAAAAUUUUCAUUGUUUUAUUAUUUGUUUAACUUGAACAAUUUUCAUUGUUUUUCUAAUGUUUUGUUUCCACUGUACAAUCAUAGUGUUUUUGUGCGGUGUUCUUCUGUUGCAGGCCUGCACAACAUAUGGCCCACGGGCCGCAUGGUCCCCGCAAGCACCCACUUUGGGGCCAGGGAAGUAACAAUAUUUUUUUUUUCUUAUUAUUUCCUAAUAGCUUUCCCCCUGUCCUAUUUUCUUUUGGCCCGCACAAGUUUGUCAAAAAGUAUUACUGUUUGAGUUGUGCAGGCGUGUACUAUUGCAAUCAUAACAUAAUUUCAGUAGCAAUGUAUUGCUAAGAGUCAAAUCCAAGAUUUGAAAUAGACAAAAUAUACAACAAAGCUUAAAUGAGUUAAUUUACGUAAUAGUUCAAGUUUAUAAGAAAAGAUUUCUUUAAUAUUACUGAUUGUAAAGUUAAAGCUUCUGCC